Messenger RNA from Acanthisitta chloris (rifleman), 1023 nucleotides. Its product is annotated as dedicator of cytokinesis protein 1-like. Lineage: Eukaryota; Metazoa; Chordata; Aves; Passeriformes; Acanthisittidae. The record is from RefSeq and is a predicted model, not a curated record. The transcript has 8 exons. Gene Ontology annotation, molecular function: guanyl-nucleotide exchange factor activity; small GTPase binding. Gene Ontology annotation, cellular component: plasma membrane; cytoplasm. The annotation marks the transcript as partial. Gene Ontology annotation, biological process: small GTPase-mediated signal transduction; cell migration.
UCCAUGCUGCUCAAUGGCAUUGUGGAUCCUGCAGUCAUGGGAGGCUUCACAAACUAUGAGAAGGCUUUUUUCACUGAAAGAUAUAUGCAUGAGCACCCAGAAGAUCAUGACAAGAUUGAAAAGUUGAAGGAUCUGAUCGCUUGGCAGAUCCCAUUCCUGGCGGAAGGAAUCCGGAUCCAUGGGGAGAAGGUGACAGAGGCACUGAGGCCCUUCCACGAGCGGAUGGAGGCUUGUUUCAGGCAGCUGAAAGACAAAGUGGAGAAGCAGUAUGGGGUCCGUGCUGUGCUUUCCAGCCUGGAUGACCGGCGAGGCAGUCGGCCACGCUCCAUGGUGAGGUCCUUCACCAUGCCUUCCUCGUCCAGACCUCUCUCUGUUGCCUCAGUGUCUUCCGUCUCCUCUGACAGCACUCCUUCCCGGCCUGGCUCUGAUGGGUUCGUGCUGGAGCCACUCCUGCCCAAAAAGAUGCAUUCCAGGUCGCAAGAUAAAUUGGACAAGGAUGACCUAGAUAAAGAGAAGAAGGAAAAGAAGAAGGAGAAAAGGAACAGCAAGCAUCAAGAGAUAUUUGAUAAAGAAUUUAAGUCUACUGAUAUUUCCCUGCAGCAGGCUGAGGCUGUGAUCCUCUCAGAAACGAUCAGCCCACUGAGACCGCAGAGACCGAAAAGCCAAGUCAUAAACAUCAUCUCCAGCGAAAGGCGAUUCUCCGUCUCUCCAUCCCCUCCCAACUCCCAGCUGACACCUCCCCCCAUCACUCCACGGACAAAGCUCUCCUUCAGCAUACAGUCCAGUCUGGAGCUGAAUGGCAUGUCCAGCACUGACAUUCCUGAUGUCCCUCCUCCUCUGCCCCUCAAAGGAAGCAUGGCUGACUAUGGGAACCUCAUGGAGAGCCAAGACCUCAUCAGCCCAACCUCCCCCCCUGCCCUUCCACGGCACCUGCCACCUCCUCUCCCCAGCAAGACUCCUCCGCCUCCACCUCCAAAGACAACUCGGAAGCAAACAUCUGUUGAUUCUGGGAUUGUCCAGUGA